Molecule: messenger RNA, 2286 nt
Organism: Arachis duranensis
Lineage: Eukaryota; Viridiplantae; Streptophyta; Magnoliopsida; Fabales; Fabaceae
Product: protein SIEVE ELEMENT OCCLUSION B
Exons: 7
Coding region: 151-2196 (681 amino acids)
Biological process (GO): phloem development
Source: RefSeq, a predicted model, not a curated record
UAAUUAAUAAAUGAAAUCAAAAUAUCUUUCUAAAGCUUUGUUACCUUGCUCAAGCAUAUCUUUCAUGCUAUAAAUAAGCUAAUAAGGGAGUACAAUCAUCAAGUAUAAGCAGGGUGCAGCAACAAAUCAAUCAAGAUAAGGAGGACCAUAAUGGCUCAUCAUCAUCAUAAGCUGUCACUGAAGUCUCUACUCCAUCAUCACAAUCACAAAGAGGAGAAGGAGCAUAAUCCAUUAGCCAUGUCGGACGAGCACAUCUUGGAACUAAUCUACUCAACUCAUGUUCAUAGUGACACUAAGUUUGAGAUCGAUCCUCUCUUCACUCUUGUCCACAAUACCCUUAUCCGUUCAACCUCCAUUGUGGACGACCUUGUGCAGGGUUCCAAAUCAAGCAUGGAGGACAUUGAUGAAAAGAUUCUCCAACCCAAUUUCAAUUCACCUUAUUGCACACUCAAGCAAAUUUCAUUUGAGAUGUGUUGCAAGGCUCCCGGUGAGGAAACUGCUCACGAAACUGCAGUGGCCAUUCUCCAUAAGCUCUCACACUACGAAUGGGAUGCGAAAGCAGUGCUCACACUUGCUGCUUUGGCAGUUGAAUAUGGUGAUUUCUGGCUGCUAUCUCAGCAUCUACAAACAGAUGUUUUGGCGAAAUCAGUGGCAGUGAUGAAGAGAGUUCCACUGCUCAUACGGCCUGCGAAUUUGCACAAGCACCGUGAAGCCAUCACUGAGGUCAACAAUCUGGUGAAAGCGACAUUGCAAGUGAUUGAGUUGAUAGUUGAGUUGGAGAAGCUCUCUUCUUAUGACACUAAAGAUGUGCCAGCUUUGCUUCCUGCUAGGGAGCAUAUCCCAGUGGAUGUGUAUUGGUGUAUCAUCACUCUUGUUACUAUCGUCACUCAGAUUGAAUGUCUCACAACUGAUUCGGAGGAGAAACAGGAAUUAUACCAUUAUGGUCAAAAGAUCAACGUGGUACUCAGCAAACUGAGGAAGCACAUUGCGCUCUGCAGACACCAAAUUGAGGAGGCAGAAUAUUAUCGUAAGCUAAGGAAGCUUUUCCAAACCCCAACUGAGAUAAUGGAAGUGUUUAAGGUCUUAAUUUUCGCCAAGGAUGCCCCGCAGCCACUGUUCGAUUGCGCUUCUGAAACUACGGUUGACAUUACAGUGCUGAAAAAGAAACAUGUAUACCUAUUCAUUUCAACUCUAGACAUCACAGAGGAAGAGAUUUCAGUACUGAGACCGGUUCAUGAAUCCAUUAAGUCAGAAGUGCAAUAUAAGAUCGUUUGGGUUCCAAUAGUGGAAGAAUGGAGCGAGCAUCUGCGAAAGAAAUUCGAGGUUCUAAAGGCCAAGAUGCAAUGGUAUGUGGUUCAACACUUUGGAAGCAUAGCAGGCUACAAGUACAUCAAGGAGGAGUGGCACUUCAAGAAGAGUCCUAUGGUCGUGCUGCUAAACCCUCAAGGCAAGGUGCUCCAUCAAAACGCAUUCCAUUUGAUUGAGGCCUAUGGAAUGAAAGCCUUUCCCUUUACCACUGUUGAAGAAGAGACAAUUCACAAAGAAAAACAUUGGGUUGGCUCAGUUGUUGGUGGCAUUCACUCCAACAUUGACAAUUGGCAGAUAAAAGAGGAGAAGUACAUAUUGUUCUAUGGAGGCAAAGACAAAGAGUGGAUCCAAGAAUUCAGCAAGAGUGCUGCAUCCCUUGCAAAUGAGGCCAUAAUAAAAGAGUUAAAGAUAUCCAUAGAGCUAUUCUGUGUGGAAAAGGAAAACAGAAACAUCUUCAAACGCUUCUGGAAGCGGGUAGAGAGCUUGUUUGUGACAAAGGCUCACAAGGCUGCCGAUGCAGUGAAACAAGAAGUGCAGAGGUUGCUGUGUUACAAGGACGAAACCGGUUGGGCCCUGCUGAGCAAAGGCUCCUCUGUGGUUCUUAGUGGCCACGGAACCACAAUGUUGAAGGCGGUGGCAGAGUUUGAGAGGUGGAAGGAGGUUGUGGUGAAGAAGGGGUUCGAAUUGUCAUUCAAAGAAUACCAUGAGAGGGUUGCACAUGAAACGCACCGUUGCGCACAAUUUGAAAUCCCUGAUGUUGCUGGGAAGUUGCCAGAGGCUAUAAAGUGUCCUGAUUGUCCUAGAGUUAUGGACAUUUUCAUAACUUACAAGUGCUGCCACAAUGAUAAUACUAGUACUACUACUAAUGCAAAUUCUACAUACUAUUAGGAUUCAUGUUAUCAUGUCCUUGUGUGCGUGCUAUCUUAAUAAGUUUUUCUCUACUAAAUGAAAUAAGAAUGUCUCUCAUGGUUUUUUCUA